UUUCGCAGUGUCUUUCAGCCCAAGCCGAGAAUGAUGGCAGACGAGCCGCGCCGUGAGCCGCGCAGCAGCAUCAGCCUCCUCCAGCCGCCCAAGGCGAAGCGAGCCAUCGUGGACGAGGCGCCAUUGGCAUCGGCCGAGCACUCGACCGCCCGUCAGCAGUCUCUCGCCCAGCGAGACGCACUCACGAGGUACUUCAACGCAGCGCGUGCAUUGUACGUCCAAGGCCCCGUCGACCAUGUAUGGCUAUCGCUAGAGAACCCGUAUGGCUUUGCGUCCUUCAACACGUCCGACGUGCUGCGGCAGCUCGUGUCGCCGCUCCGGCCAGGCCAUGUCUUAGAUGACUGGACGCCCAGCGACAUCUACCUCUUUGAAGUCGGCAUGCGGCAGUUUGGCAAGCAGUUCCAUCUCAUCCAGCAGCUCAUCCCGACAAAGGACACGCGGCAAGUCAUUGCGUUCUACUACCUCUGGAAAAAGUCGGGUCUUGCCAAGACCGUAUGGAUGAAGACGGCGCCAGCCAAAGACCCGUUCGGGAUGAAGCUCAUGAAGCUCGAGCGUCAAAAGCACGGCAUCGUGCCGACGGCGUACGACCUCCUCAGCGACGGCGACGACGACACGGUCCUUGCCGUCAAGCGCCAGUCGCUGCAGCAAGCCACCAAAAAGCGCCGCAUCGAGACGGCCGUCGCGCCGCCGAUCGUCGUGGCCAAAAGCGUCGAGCACAUGCAAGACGUUCGUGCUGUCGUCACCGAGUACUUUGACGCGGUGCGCAGCUUGUAUACGCCGGCACCCAUCGACACGCGGGCGCUUGAAGCGUCGCUCAAGCAGUGGGGGCUGGACGGCACCACGCUCUUGCGACCGACGAUCGCGCUCCUCUCCAGCCUUCGCCCCGUCCACGUUCUCGACGCGUGGACGCCCAAGGAACUGAGCAUCUUUGAGAUCGGUCUCGAGCUCUACGGCAAGCAUUUCCACUUUGUCGCGCAGCUUCUGCCGCGCAAGUCGACGUCCGACUGCAUUGCUCUCUACUACAUUUGGAAAGCGGCCAACCCACAGUACGCGACCUUGAAGCGCAAGCGGCCACAGCCAUAACGCCGAACACAAACGCGGCGGUGCAUGCUCCACCGUGUUGACUGUUAUCGCUCCGA
Messenger RNA from Saprolegnia diclina VS20, 1139 nucleotides. RefSeq lists its product as hypothetical. The coding region runs from base 31 to 1083 and encodes 350 amino acids. Gene Ontology annotation, cellular component: transcription regulator complex; histone deacetylase complex. NCBI's taxonomy places the organism in Eukaryota, Oomycota, Saprolegniomycetes, Saprolegniales, Saprolegniaceae. Gene Ontology annotation, biological process: regulation of transcription by RNA polymerase II; negative regulation of DNA-templated transcription. The transcript has 11 exons. The record is from RefSeq and is a predicted model, not a curated record. Gene Ontology annotation, molecular function: transcription corepressor activity.